This is a messenger RNA of Aspergillus aculeatinus CBS 121060, 1638 nucleotides long. RefSeq names its product Zn(II)2Cys6 transcription factor. Gene Ontology annotation, molecular function: DNA-binding transcription factor activity, RNA polymerase II-specific; zinc ion binding; transcription cis-regulatory region binding. Bases 1 to 1638 code for a protein of 545 amino acids. The record is from RefSeq and is a predicted model, not a curated record. Lineage: Eukaryota; Fungi; Ascomycota; Eurotiomycetes; Eurotiales; Aspergillaceae. Gene Ontology annotation, cellular component: nucleus. The transcript has 5 exons. Gene Ontology annotation, biological process: positive regulation of transcription by RNA polymerase II.
AUGAGCGUCAGAAGUCGAACCGGUUGCUUGAAUUGCAAGAAACGGAAACGCCGUUGCGGAGAGGAGAGACCUGCAUGUAGAAACUGUGAGGUCCGAGGAUUCGACUGUUCCUAUCUGUUCGAAACGACGCAACCAGCGCCAUUGCGCUUCAAGAUCUCUCUCGGCAAAGGACACCGAUUUUCUCCAAAACGACGAAACCGUUGGCAAUUCCUCAGCGUAUCCUACCAUGAUGCAGAUGUAUUAUUAUGCGAACAGUAUCACCAUCUUCCGACACCGUCCUCGAAACAAAGUAUAGAUCGCGACAAUCAACCAGACGAUUGCCCCACCAGACUCAACACGGAACCUUCGCCCUUCACAGCUCUUCUGAUAGACUGCAGCGAGCUAGAAACCCAGCUAUUCCAAUACUAUCUGCAGGUCAUAUGCAGGGUCCGAGUCUUCCAAGACGAGCCGCGCAACAAAUUCCGCUCGCUCGUCAUCCCCUUCUGCUCGCGCCGCAAGCCCCUCUGGUACGCCGUGCUCUCGAUGAGCGCGAACGACCGCCGAGCAGAAGAGGCGGUGACGACGACCACCAUCAACUACGCCCAACUCUCCCUCUCCUACAAAUCCCUCGCCCUGCAGCUCCUCCGCGAGUCCCUCACACAGAUGGAGGACGUGAACGAAGCCCUCAUGACGUGUCUGAUCCUAUGCUCGCUCGAGAUCGCCUGCGGCUGUCGCCCGGACUGGGUGCGCCACGCGCAAGGUGCCUUCGCCAUCAUCAACAGCUACGGCUCAGCCAUCGACCCGGAGAUCUUCUUCUUCACCCAAAGUUAUUUCCAGUCUCGCGCCCUUUUCUUCCGCACCACAGGCUGCAACCCACCGCAGCAUCAGACAACAACCACCACCACCACCACCCCGCCAGACCACCACCCUUCCACCCUCUCCAAAACCCCAACACCACCAAAAACAACCACCUCGCAGCACCUGCCCCCCGAAAUCUUCCCCUGGGACAUCUACCUCCACGACACGGCCCACAAAACCACCUACCAACCGCACAUCGGCUGCUCGCUCGGCCUCCUGGACAUCAUCGCACGGGCCACCGACCUCGUCACGCACAAACAACACCUGCGCUCCAGCGGCACCAGCUCGCUCGCCUCCGAGGGCGCAAUGAUGCACCAAGCGAUGCAGCUGCGCAGCGAGCUCGACGCCCUGGCCGAGGUAUAUCCCCCCGCCCCUCCCACCCCCACGGAAGACGGCGAGUACCUGGCCACCUGCGGCCAGUGCUUCCGGCUGGCGGCCGACCUCUACCUCCAGCUGGCCUGCGACAUCCCGCUGACGCAGCCGACCCUGCAGAAACUGCUGGGCCGGCUGCUCGACCGCAUCGGCCGGGUCAUCCGCGAGGACCAGGAGCGGCAGCUGUUCCCCAUGUGGCCGCUGUUCCUGGCGGGGUGCCUGUCGGCGGCGGACGAGGCGCGCGUGCGCGUGCUGACCUACUUCUCGUAUCUGACGCAGUCGUGGCCCGUGAGCAACGUGGGCGUGGCGCGCGAGGCGAUGGAGACGGUCUGGAAGUACCGGGAUCUCAAUCCGCAUGAUUCUCCGGCAAGUGGGCUGGAUUGGCAGGGGAUUCUGGGGCGGAUGAAUUGGACACUUGCCUUGUCGUAG